Molecule: messenger RNA, 1092 nt
Organism: Lingula anatina
Lineage: Eukaryota; Metazoa; Brachiopoda; Lingulata; Lingulida; Lingulidae
Source: RefSeq, a predicted model, not a curated record
ACGCUGGAUAUGUGCAUUGCCGUCGACGCAUCGGGCUCUCUCAAAAACAAAGAAUCCAACGGAAAGACGGGCUGGGAAAACGAAAAGAUAUUCGCCACCAACCUCGUUCGCCGCGUGGCCAGCUUCGGCGACGACAUCUCCGUCCGUUACGCCAACGUUGUGUUCGGGAGAAAAAUACGAACUUGGUUUGAUUUCACUGAAAGCCAGAGCACGAACCACAUUAUCUACAGACUGGAGACCAUGCCCUACCUAGACGGGCAGACGAAUAUACCGGACGCCAUGCUGGAGUGUCAGCAACAUCUCCUGAACUCUGGCCGCAAUGUUGAAAAAGUGGUUUUAGUGCUGACUGACGGAUCAGCAACUCCGGAUUUAGGCGCUGUAAGCGUACCUGAGGCUGCUGAGUCGCUGAAAGCCAAUGGGAUACGCUCAAUCGCUGUCGGAGCGGGAAAUAUCAAUAAGACAGAGCUUCUAGUCAUUGCACAGGGUGACCCGAACUCCGUCUUCAUCGCAGAGGACACCGCCAGCCUCAAUAACCUCGUGGACGACAUCGGCGUGUCCUCUUGCGCCAAACCCAACAUUACAACAACGACGCCACGGAUAUCUACGACCACUACUCGUGCGCCGUGCCCGUGGUCCCAAUGGACCUCCUGUGACGCCAGUUGCGGGGGAGGAAAGCAGACAAGAACAAGGAAAGGCUGCUGUGAAGGGUGUUUGGAUGAAGUUGAAGGGAGAGCGUGUAACACCCAAGCUUGCCCAGGUCCGUGUCAGUGGUCAGAUUGGAGUCCUUGUGACAUUCCAUGUGGAGGCGGCGUGCAAACCAGGACCAUGAUAGAUUGUUGUGACAAGUGCUUGGCCAGACUGGACGUCCGGUCAUGUAAUACUGGCAGGUGUCCUGUUUCCGUGGAUGGCCAGUGGGGCGAUUGGUCAGCCUAUGGCGCGUGCACGGACAGUUGUGGUGGAGGCUUUCAAAUAAGGUCAAGGACAUGUAGCAAUCCCUCUCAGGCCGGAACCGGCAAGCCGUGCGUGGGACCUGCUGACGACAUAAAGAAGUGCAACAUUCAAGACUGUCCAGGAGAACUGUGGGACGGCUGA